Molecule: messenger RNA, 345 nt
Organism: Aspergillus luchuensis
Lineage: Eukaryota; Fungi; Ascomycota; Eurotiomycetes; Eurotiales; Aspergillaceae
Exons: 3
Coding region: 1-345 (114 amino acids)
Source: RefSeq, a predicted model, not a curated record
AUGACCCACUAUCAAAUUGACAACCCAAUAGUUGAGCCUUAUUAUGCAUGUACAACUUUAGUUUAUAUUGUGAGAACGCUAAUGAAUGCUAACAAACCAAUCAGCAUCAUCAUGAGAUUCACUCUGAUCGCAUCCAUGGCCCUCCUUGGUCUUGCCCUGGCCGCUGCAACGGAGUCCAGCACCGACGACGUUGGCAGCACUAAGGUUUCCGAUGGCACUCUCGAUGUAAACUACUGUGGCGAACGGUGCGAAUACGACUGGGAAUGUCGUCGCGGAAACCGCUGCCACGAGUGCCGCAAACAGCACCACGAGCGCUAUGGCCGCUGCCGCGAGCGAUAUGACUGA